AUCCCAAAAGCAAAAAAUCAUACAGUUGUAUUGGGAACAUAGAAGAAACCGAAAAGGCUCAAACCGCUUUAAAAGGGAAGCAACUCCCAACCCCAAACCCCUCCAAUGUGUUAACUUGAGACGACGACGACGACGACGACGACGACGGACCCACAAACUAGAAGGAGUCUUUUGGUUUCAAUAAAAAUACAGUCCCAAUCUCACCAAAAAAAAACCUCUGCGAUCCCUCUCACUCAGAUCUCUCUCUCUCUCUUCUCUUCCCAAUGGAUCCCGCUUCUUCUUCUUCCUCUUCCUCUUCCACAAAUCAGCGCAACCGAAUCGUCUCUUCUUCUGGGGGUCGACCAGUUAUGGCGGAUAAUGGCCUCUCCCAGCAGGUUUCUCACGAUAAUGGAAGGAACAUUGUAUCUUCUUCUUCCGUUACUCCUCCUGCUCCGGCUCCAUAUUUCAAUGUCCUUCAAACCCCUACCAAUGUCUAUCAUUACGAUUGGGAUGUUGCAAAUACUGGUUAUGCACAAAACAUGAACAGUUGGGAUGGAUAUCCACGUUAUGCUGCUACUACCCCUGAAGGCCUGCAUGUGCCACAGAUUGUCUACAAUGACAAUUCGUCUCUUAUGUACCACCCUGGCUAUGGCUUCAACCCUUAUCCAUCUAUAAUGUUGGAGGGCCAAAUCCCAGUCUCCCCAGCUUUCUACCCACCUUUUGCUGCGCCUUCAGCUAUGCAAUAUACUCCCUCAGAUAUUGACCCAACAUCUGCUUAUAUGAUUCCUUUUGGGCAAUAUGCUGGAGGCAAUUUUACCGGCAACCAAGGGGACAACUCUUUAGCCUCCCCUAUACCUUAUCCUCAGACAAUGGGUAUACUUGGUCCAUACGACCAUAAUGCUUCACAGGUACCGUUGCAUGGGACUGGAGUUGCUUCAAGCUCAUCUAUGGGAGGCUAUUAUCAUGUAGGAUCUUACCAGAAUCCUAGCUCUAUUGCCUCGUACUAUGGAGCUGAUAAUCGAGGCAGAUUAACUUCUGACAUUGGUAAAAGGCGAGAGAAGGAGCAGGGCACUGCAUCUACCACCAAUGAUCUGUAUGGUAAUCGAGGACCACGGGCAUCAAGCCGGGUAAAGAGCAAGAACAGCUCCAAACCUUGCUCCACUCCUGGUGAUUCAACAAGUGAUUCAAGUACAGCUGGACCAAAUCCCAGUUUGUACAACCAUCCAGAAUUUGUGACAGAUUAUAAGAAUGCCAAAUUCUUUAUUGUCAAGUCAUUUAGUGAAGACAAUGUCCACAGAAGUAUCAAGUACAAUGUCUGGGCCAGCACACCGCAUGGCAACAAAAAGUUAGAUACUGCUUAUCGGGAUGCUGAGAAGAUGGGUGGAAAGUGUCCAAUCUUUCUGUUCUUUUCGGUAAAUGCUAGUGGACAAUUCUGUGGGGUGUCCGAAAUGGCCGGACCUGUUGAUUUUGAAAAGGAUGCUGGUUACUGGCAACAAGACAGGUGGAGUGGGCAGUUCCCAGUGAAAUGGCAUAUUGUGAAAGAUGUACCGAAUAACCGAUUUUGUCAUAUUCUUUUGCAAAACAAUGACAACAAGCCGGUGACACACAGCCGAGAUUCGCAGGAGGUGAAGCUACGUCAGGGUAUUGAGAUGCUCAGAAUCUUCAAAGAAUACGAGGCACAUACAUCGAUCCUCGAUGAUUUUUGCUACUAUGAUGAGAGAGAGAUGCAAAAGAUGGGAGAAGAUGGAACGACAAAAGAAGCAGGGGAAGAAGAGACCUCAGUGGAGCAGCUAUCAGAGCGUCUUCAAGUUGUCACAGUAGAAGAUGGAAAGGAGGGGGGGAAAGAAGAGUUAACAGCUGAUUGAUACAGUAAUAGUAAACAUUCUUUUUGGUAACAAUAAGCAAUUGGGAUUUGGGGUUCUAUGUUUUUCCUUUCGGGAGGGUGCAUGUAUACUAAAAAAAAAGUUGAAAGAUAAAAAGAAAAAAUCCAAUUUCUUGUAGGCUUGUAAGCAAUUAUGAUUUUUGUAGCAUUAUGUGGAAACGGCGACGUUUUCAGAUUAUGACCAAAAAAGAAAGAAAUAUUAUAUUA
Capsella rubella is the source of this 2068-nucleotide messenger RNA. RefSeq lists its product as uncharacterized. Gene Ontology annotation, cellular component: cytoplasm. The record is from RefSeq and is a predicted model, not a curated record. The coding region runs from base 264 to 1844 and encodes 526 amino acids. Gene Ontology annotation, biological process: mRNA destabilization. NCBI's taxonomy places the organism in Eukaryota, Viridiplantae, Streptophyta, Magnoliopsida, Brassicales, Brassicaceae. The transcript is spliced from 8 exons. Gene Ontology annotation, molecular function: mRNA binding.